This is a messenger RNA of Nannospalax galili (Upper Galilee mountains blind mole rat), 3758 nucleotides long. RefSeq names its product zinc finger protein 331 (gene Znf331). Gene Ontology annotation, biological process: regulation of immune system process; regulation of cytokine production; negative regulation of transcription by RNA polymerase II. Bases 1457 to 2731 code for a protein of 424 amino acids. The record is from RefSeq and is a predicted model, not a curated record. The transcript has 8 exons. NCBI's taxonomy places the organism in Eukaryota, Metazoa, Chordata, Mammalia, Rodentia, Spalacidae.
GGCUAGAUCCACCUGCUUCUACCUCCAGAGUGCUGGGAUUAAAGGCAUGUGCCACCACACCCAGCUUUUGUUUCUGUUUUUAAUUAGUGUACAAAGUAAGUUUCAUUAUGGCAUGUUGCCUCUGUCUUCCAUUCCUCUGCCCUCCCUUGUAAUCUUCCACCCCAGUAGACUCCUUUUUGCUUCAUAGCGAAUCAUAUAUUAACCUUACAGGAUUGGGGGUACAGGGCUGGCAAAAUGGCUCAGUGGGUAAAGUCUCUUGCUGCCAAGGCUGGUGACCUACAUUCAAUCCCUAGCCUCCACAAGAUGGAAGGAGAGAACCAAGUCUGUGAGUUGUGGACUGAACCCAACACUCAUGCUGUGGCAUGAGCAUGCACACACACACACACACGCACACACACACACAGCAAAAAAAAAAAAAUAGGAGUGAAAUAUUCUAUAACAGAGGGAACUAACAGCUUGUUUUCCAUGUAUAAAUAUGGAUUAUAACAUUCAGGGUGCUUGUAUGGGUUAUUUUAAUACCUGAGACAGCCUGUCCUAUUUGAUCUGUAUUAUAAUUUUAUUAGUGCGGAAGCUAACAGCCAAUUAGCCUGCCUACAACAGUCCUCAGGGUGUAUGAGAUGGGUCCUUCUGCCAAACCUAAUAAACCUAGGUUCCAUCCCCAGGACUCUACAUGAUUGGAAGGAGAGAACCGACCCCGGCAAGUUGUCACGUGAUGACCACACGAACAAAGGCAGUGAGGCAGGAACACCGCUGUCCAUGCGGAAGGUUCCAGAUUUGGCAGGUAACAGACUCAGACGGGUCCUCAGGAGUCCGAACCUCAGAUCCAGGACCCUCACUGGGUGAUUGAUCUGUGACCUGAAGGCAGUGGUGCCUGGACUGUUGUCUCUUCUAACUUGUUCUCUGCAGGAAGCCCUCCUAUAUCAUCCUGUAGCCCCAGGCCAGCGCAAGAGCCAGUGUCCGUCAUCUCCUUGACCAGGAAGGACCGUUAGACGUCUUAAAAUAGGUGCAGCAGGAAGGAAACAGACACAAUGAGUCUCCAGGUCAGUGGUUACGGAGUGACCCAAGACCAUCAUCCCGAAUCACCAGGUUGUUCUUUCCAGAGUGGUCAGCCCCCACCUGAAGCAAAGAAAGGCAUUCCAAUAAGCACUCUCCUCUCCGACUUUGUGUUUACUGUGGAAGAAACCCCAAGAUGACAGACAAAACCCUGAGUUCUGAAACUGAGGCCCGACAGGUGAAGGUAUUUGCUACCAAGCCUGAUGACCCGAGUUGGAUCCCUGGAACCUUUGUGGUGGAAGGAGAGAGCCAACUCCAGCAGGUCCUCUGACCAGGCACACCCACACAUGUACACGCAUAUAUUAAUUAAGGUUUGGUGUCAUUCUCGGAUGUGGCUGUAGACUUCUCUCAGGAAGAAUGGGCCUGUCUUGACUCUACCCAGAGGGACCUGUACUGGGAUGUGAUGUUGGAAAACUACAGUAAUUUGGUUUCACUAGAUUGGGAAUCACCCUAUGGGACCAAGAGUUUAGCUGUAAAAAAGAGCAUUUAUGGGCUGAGUUUUCGCAGAAAGCAUUCAGGUGACAAAAAUAAGCCUUACCGCCUUGACAGGAUUCUCGAAGGGGAGUCUGAAACACCACAGGGCUCUCAAGAGGGAAGUGUCAAUAAAGAAAGCAACCGCUCUAGAAAAGCACCCACUGAUAGAAAGCGCACACGUACCCCACACUCGAGACCUCAUAAGGACAGCUACAAAUGUAAGGACUGUGGGAAGGCCUUUAGUCGUGUGUAUCAGCUCCGUCAACAUCAGAAAAUUCAUACUGGCGAGAAGCCCUUUGAGUGUAAAGUCUGUAAGAAGGCCUUUCGUUGGGGUAAUCAGCUUACUCAGCACCAGAAAAUACACACUGGGGAGAAACCUUAUAAAUGUAAGGACUGUGGGAAGGCCUUUCGGUGGGGCUCUAGCCUUGUUAUUCAUAGGAGAAUUCAUACUGGCGAAAAACCAUACUUAUGUAAAGACUGUGGGAAGACCUUUAGACGUGGUGAUGAACUCACUCUACAUCAGCGAUUUCAUACCGGUGAGAAAGACUAUGAGUGUAAAGAUUGUGGGAAGACCUUUAGCCGUCUGUAUAAACUUAUGCAGCACACAAGAAUUCACAGUGGUGAGAAGCCCUAUGAAUGUAAAGACUGUGGGAAGGCCUUUAUUUGUAGUUCCAGCCUUAUUCAGCACAAGAGAAUCCACACAGGUGAGAAACCCUUUGAAUGCCAAGAGUGCGGGAAGGCCUUCACUAGAGUCAAUUACCUUACUCAGCACCAGAAGAUUCACACUGGUGAGAAACCUCAUGAGUGUAAGGAAUGUGGCAGGGCCUUUCGCUGGGCUUCAAGCCUUGUUAAACACGAGAGACUUCAUUCAGGCGAGAAACCGUAUAAAUGUACAGAAUGUGGGAAGGGCUUUCACUGUGGCUAUCACCUCACUCAACAUGAGAGAAUUCACACUGGGGAAACCCCUUACAAAUGUAAGGAAUGUGGGAAGGCCUUUAUAUAUGGCUCAAGCCUCGUUAAACAUGAGAGGAUUCACACAGGGGAGAAGCCCCACAGAUGUGAGGAAUGUGGGAAGGCCUUCAGUCAUGGCCACCAGCUUAGACAGCACCAGAAAACUCACAUGGCAAAGUCCUGUAAUGAGUGUGGGAAGGUUUAUAAUCACAUAAGCCAUCUCAGAGAGCACCAGAAGACUCACCAACAUUGAAAACCUUUUCACUACAGAGAAUACCAAGGCCUCUAUCCCCCAUUCAUUUGUUCCUCAAUGUGAGGAACAUCCAUGUUUUAAUUUAUCAUAAGAAAGCUUUCCCUGGUCAUUUUCUUGCUUGUAGAAUAUUAGAAGUCAUACUGGAGAUGAAUUGGAGAGUGUGUCAAAGUCACUUUUCUAAAUGAUCACACCCUUUCCAUUGGCAUUUUCCUGGGUAAGUUGGUUGAGUGAAUGGGUAGAAGCCUACCAAUGCCAUUCCACCUUUAUUAUGUUUCCAGUUCAUUCUAGGAGGAACCCUGCCAUUGUGACACCUGUGGGAAAGCCUUUAGUCUUGGCGAAUACCAUACCAGCUAGCAUCACUAUCCCACCUCUUUACUCUGUGAGACACACACAAGCUGCUCAUUACCCCUGUGUAUUACAGAUGGCCUGACACACAAUAGGCUUAUGUCCUGAUAAACUCAUCAGAUGCUGAAAAGACUGGUUGCAAAUGCAUUUAAUAUACCUUACUAACCAAACUUCACAGCAUAGCCCAGCCUAUCUUAAAUGUACUCAGAACACUCCCGUUAGCCUAAAUUGGGCAAAGUCAUCUAAAACCAAAUCUAUUCUAUGAUUAAAGUAUUGAGUGUCUCACAUAAUUUCCUGACUAGUGGCCAGGUGUGGUAACACAUCUGUGAUGUCAAGAAGCUGAGACAGGGGGAUUGAGAGACCAAGGCCAGCCUGAGCAGCACAGUGGACUCCAGGCUGGCCUAUAGAGCAUGACCCUGUCUCAAAAAAAAAAAAAUUCUUGAACAUUGUGCUAAAAGUAAAACAUCAGUGGUUGUAACAGGUACAUUUUGUACCAUCGUGAUGUUGAAAAAUCGAUGGUUAUAUUGGGUAUGCUUUUGCACCAUCUUGAAGUUCGAAAAUGAGUGGUUAUAUUGGGUAUGCUUCUACAACGUUGAAAAAAAUCGUUGUAUUGAACACACCUUCAAACCAUCGUAAAGUUGAAAAAUCGAUUGUAUUGAGUAUGCUCUCGCACCCUUUUAAA